Molecule: messenger RNA, 1779 nt
Organism: Pygocentrus nattereri (red-bellied piranha)
Lineage: Eukaryota; Metazoa; Chordata; Actinopteri; Characiformes; Serrasalmidae
Product: F-box only protein 24-like
Exons: 10
Coding region: 1-1779 (592 amino acids)
Molecular function (GO): protein binding
Source: RefSeq, a predicted model, not a curated record
AUGAAUAGAAGAAAGAAAAAAAUGUUGCAACUGAGGAAAAGGACCUCUGACAGAUCUACAGCACCACCUACUCUUAAAAGGAGGAGAACUGUGACCCCACCUGGGCAAAACCCAACAGUCUCAAUCCUGUCAUUGCCACCUGAAGUGCUUGAGAACAUCCUAUUUAGGCUCUCAGUGCCUGAUAUUGUCUCCUUUGGAUCUACGUGCCAUUAUUUUCACAAGCUGAGCCUCAGCCAGGCUGUGUGGAAGAAUCUGUACUUUGGGAAUUUGAAAGGUCCUGCUCCUUCCAGGAAUGAUGAAACCAACUGGAGGAGGCUGACCAUCCUGAGGAUGAGCCAGGGCCUUGUCCUUCAGCGGCUAAGAAGUGCUUCUGGCAGGGGUAAAGCCGCUUUACACCAUUUAAGAAGUCGGCAGCUGGCCCUUACAAUGUCAUUCAAUGCUCCCAUGGCGCUGGGCUUCCGUAGGGUGGUGCCCACACUGGGGUACACUGUGCUCUGGGACUACAAGGGAACCAUCUUUGUCCUGUUCACCCCUCGGCAGAAUGUGAUGUGGAGGAGGCCCUUAAACCAUACAAUACUGUGCAAUGAUGCCAAAGAUUUUGCUGUGGACCCCUGCUCUCUCACAUACCGACAGCAUAUCUACGUGCUAGUGAGUCGAGAGGUCUGUGGUAUCCCCUCAGGGUGCAUGGGACCUCCUGCCCCACGCAUCAUGUGUGACUGUGUGGAGGUAUUCCAGUCGGACACCCACAAGAUGGUCUUUCGCAUGACUUUCCAUUUCUCUCUCAAUUUCACGCAGCUCCGCCUGUGUGGACGGGAGAACAAACGCACUAUCCUGCUGCUGACCGACACUGGAAAAGUGUAUGCCAUGUCUAUUAAUGAGAUCCAGCUCCAAAAUUCAUGCUCCUACACUGCGCAACUGACUCUCAAGAACAUUAGCAAAAUACUGCCAGAACUGCCAAUCAAACAGAUCCACACCAGUUCUAACAGCAUUUUGUAUCUAAGAGCUGAUGGCUCAGUUUUCGUCGAAGUACAUUCUAUAGGAACUUACUACCAGCUGUUUGGGACUUCCGCAGGACAGGACACCUAUGAUGCUCAAACUGUUAUCCCACUCAUGCUGCCAUACAAGGUGGUAAAAUGCUCACUGGGUCUUUCUCACCUCUGCCUGCUGGAUGACCGUGGAAGAGUCUUCAUGCAAGGAUGCAACCGCUAUGGCCAGUUAGGCACUGGAGACAAGAUCGACCGUGGCGAUCCCACUAUGGUGAUAGUAUCCAUGGCUCCAGUGGAUGUGUGGUGUGGACUGAACCACACGCUGGUACUGCUACAGACUGAGUCUGGAGAUAAAGAGGUGCAGGGCUGCGGCUGUGGAUCAAAUGGCCGUUUACCUGGCUGCUGGCCAGGCAGCCCUGUGUUUGUGAAACUCAGCAUCCAAGUUCCACGCACUGCGAGUUCACUUUGCUGCUCCAAGGAAUGCAUUUUCCUCCUGUGCUCCCAUGACAUCGCUGAGCCCCCUGCAUCUCAUUACAUUCCACCUGGAACAGAGGAUGAGAAGGACAUCGAGAGAGGACAGGAAGAAGAGAAGCAGCAAAUACAGAUUCACCUCACUCAGAUGAAAAGCUGUGACAGUGCCACAAGGCGGAUCAUCAUGCUGCAGAGCAUUGUCAAACACUACCUGACAGGCCUAAGUCCUAUACACAAAGACUUCUUUGACACUGCAUUGAGCAUAAUCCUUGGCCACUGUACCACAGCCAAAAUGGAGCCACAGCAGCCCUCCGAGGCAUAA